UCGCCCGUGGCGGCACUCUGGUCCAUCCUCUUCUUCGUUCAAUGCGGGGCUUGAUGCUGAAUCUAGGACUGGAUGCCACGUUUGCCGACGUACAGACAAUGAGCACGAUGGUCUUUGAUGAAUUUCCCAACACGCGUCGAUGGAAGCCUCUAGUCGUUGGUGUUAUCGUCGUAGCGAUGUACGUCCUGGGGCUGCCCAUGUGCACAGGCGCUGGUCUGUACUGGAUAGACCUGAUGAACAUCUAUGCUACAUGCUGGUCAUUAAUACUUGUGGGACUUCUAGAGAGCAUUGUUGUGGCGUGGGUGUACGGGGCCAGGCGUUUCCUUGCUGACCUUUCUAUGAUGAUCGGAUCUAACAUUGGCUACAGCAUACUCAACAGCUACUGGUUCUUCACCUGGUGUAUAACGGCACCAUUACUCGUCCUGGGCAUUUUCAUCUUCAACUUUCUUGAAUAUGAGACGCCGAUGUCACAGGGAAUACUAUACCCUAAAUGGGCAGAGGUUCUCGGUUGGGUCAUGGCUUUCGGAACCCUGGCACCGGUACUAAUAGUAGGAGCCGUUAACGCAUUUCGCUUCGCCACGGACCGGAUCCAGACGAUCGUCCGACCGGAUCCGACCUGGGGACCGGCCCUGGAUCGCUUCCGUACGGGAGACUACGCUCCCAUCGGUCAUCAGCUAAUCACGGACGGAGAAUCGCACCUGUAUAAUAUUGACGACCUGAGCGGACAUCCGGGUGUCUACAGGCCUCAUCUCAGCGAUGAACUCCCGCAGGCCCUGUUGUGUUCUCUUGAUUCGUCGCAAGUCGUCACAGUUGUUUAAAUGAUACUGGGUGGAGAGUCCGAGAAUAAGAAGGGACUGAAAAUGAGUGAGAAAUGUGUGUGUGUUGUAGUGUGUGGUGUGUGUG
Molecule: messenger RNA, 903 nt
Organism: Priapulus caudatus
Lineage: Eukaryota; Metazoa; Priapulida; Priapulimorpha; Priapulimorphida; Priapulidae
Product: sodium- and chloride-dependent glycine transporter 2-like
Exons: 6
Coding region: 42-818 (258 amino acids)
Biological process (GO): sodium ion transmembrane transport
Cellular component (GO): membrane
Source: RefSeq, a predicted model, not a curated record